AUGGCUGCUGAGGUUGGAUGGGUUUGGGCAUCAUUUCGUUUGUUUGAGUGGAACGAAACAGUUACCAGCAGUAAUGAGGAUGAAGGAGUGCUCAUGCUUCGUGUAUUCACUGUCACUACCGCGGUUGACGAUUUCACUACCAAAUUCGAAAACAAGGUCACUGUUUUCCCAUUCAAUCUCGAGCACUUAAUGUCUCAACAAACCCUAGAAUCAAUGUUCUCUUGCCUCCUUCUAUCCUCCCGCGUUUUCUUGAAAGACAGUAGUGCUCAUGCUAUGUCACAAAGUAUGUCUUCCGCCCUUGUCAGAGAUUAUCACUUUACCCGCCACAUGCCAAACACUCGGAGAAAAUCCAAGAUUGUCAUCGUUGUAGAUGUUUUUAUCGGUGAAGAAGACGAGGAUUUCUAUAUGGAGAUGUUAGGGGAUGACCAUUCGGAUAUCUUAAAAGAGUUGGAAAAGUUUUGUCUAAAUAGUAAACCAAUUACGACUACUCAUGAACCGAAAGUAGUUUUGAAACACAUUAACAUUGGAGUGAAGAUCAGCAAAUUGACUGACGAUGAUGAUAGACCAGAAGAAGAAUACGAGUGUCCCAUAUGUCUGAAGGGAUUCUUGACGGGGACAGUGGCUGCAACGCUACGAUGUUCGCACGUAUUCCAUGCUGAUUGCAUGAACAAGUGGUUGUCGGAAAGUAAUUCAUGUCCAUUGUGCCGAUCACUUUGUGCUACCGUAGUUUAUAUAUGA
Messenger RNA from Cornus florida, 738 nucleotides. Its product is annotated as E3 ubiquitin-protein ligase BIG BROTHER-like. The record is from RefSeq and is a predicted model, not a curated record. The transcript has a single exon. The coding region runs from base 1 to 738 and encodes 245 amino acids. NCBI's taxonomy places the organism in Eukaryota, Viridiplantae, Streptophyta, Magnoliopsida, Cornales, Cornaceae.